Molecule: messenger RNA, 2329 nt
Organism: Colletotrichum destructivum
Lineage: Eukaryota; Fungi; Ascomycota; Sordariomycetes; Glomerellales; Glomerellaceae
Product: Putative zn(2)Cys(6) fungal-type DNA-binding domain-containing protein
Exons: 4
Coding region: 520-1995 (491 amino acids)
Biological process (GO): regulation of DNA-templated transcription
Molecular function (GO): DNA-binding transcription factor activity, RNA polymerase II-specific; zinc ion binding
Source: RefSeq, a predicted model, not a curated record
AAAACAUGCUGAUCCACGCACUGCAUCGCAUCGGGGCCGCCCUCGCCGGCAGUAAAUCUACCCGUGCACCGUCCGAGACUAUGGCGGAGGGAGGCAUGGGUUGAUCGUCUCGGAGCGGCCUGGUGCAUGCCGCAGCCGCAGCCGCCCUAUUCGCCCAGGCUGUCCCGAGAUCCUGAGUUCCUUGUCCUUUGGGCGUGCCUAUCAUACCUUGUCGUAGCCCACCCUCGGUAGUAGGGCUGCAGUACACCAUCAACUGGCUCCCGCGAGGCCAUGCGUGUGCCCAAGGGCCCUCCCCCCACAGCUAUCGAAACUGGCCCACGUAGUUAGCUACCGCUCUGCGCUCUUUGAUUUGGGGGGGGGGAGGGCCGUUCGAUGCCACCCCCUGCGGCUAUUGAUAUGAUAUAUAUCAGUGUGGGCACUUGUCUUCCCCCGGUCCCUUGUUCGUCUUGACCAUCCAAGCCGAACAAUGCCCAUUGAUCUUUUGCACAAUAUCUGUAACCGAACAGGUGUGCUUUCAACAUGGUUGGAGUCCGCGGGAAGUAUAAGGGGUGUGAGACGUGUAGGGCUCGGAGAGUCAAGUGCGACAACGAACGCCCAUUCUGCCGAAAAUGCAUCGACAGCGGCCGCGAGUGCGCUGGGUACGAGCGGGAAAUGGUCUUCAUCACCGCAACCAUAGACGACGCCGGCCGCUGCUCGUCUCAUCCGCCGCGCCAGGUGCAGUCGUCCUCGAGGAGGAGCGGAGGGGGGCAUCAUGCUGAAGAUAUCCCGCCGCGCUUGACACCGACAGAGCCACUGACGCCAGCCUGGGAUGAUUUGGUGUUGCUGUCCGACAACGAUGUCGUGUAUGCGGUGCAGAUCGCGGCUUUGCACACCAGGCUGCAGAGCGUCGCGAGAACGCCCGAGGGGCAGGGCCAGGUCAAGUUUCGGGUGGCCUUGCCAGAUUACUCGCCGGUCGACGUCGAAACCUGGGACAAUGGCAGCAACAUGGACUUGGCGGCGCAUACCAUAGUCAGCAUUCUGCCCACGGGCAGCGAUAACGGUGCCCCCGAGGGAAUCUGCGCCUUUCUGUUCGAGCAAAACACAUCGUCUCUGGUGAUGAACGGUAUCACCCCUUGGGGCGUCCCCCAGGAGCACCUGGACGUUGUCAAGAAACUGGGCCCUGCCCAUUUCCGCCAGUUUCCAGCUCACCACUUCUUCGUCCGAGUGUAUAGGAGCAGCGCUAUCACCCUCGCUCUUCUGCAUAGAAAGGCAACGUUCCUGGCAUCCAUCGAAUGGUGCACUGUCCCGUGGGAGCUGCAUGCCAAGACUCCCCUGGACAGGCUUUUCGACAUCAUCGCCAUUUUGCCGGGCAUCUUGGCUCGAGCCGACCGAACGACACCGUUUUCCGCAACGCUGCAGAGACGGUUGAAGGCCCAAGAACUGUUGGAGGGCUGCUUGCGGCUGGAAAGGAGGCUCGAGGAGUGGGAGUUCUUUGCCCGGGCCCCCACGGCCGAACACCCGUACGCAUACUGGAUAGAAGAUCCAGACGAUCCGGACGCGCAACAGAUCCCAUUUUCAGACAGCCUUGCCUUCAGGGACGGGAUUUCUUCGGUGACGUUCUUGUACCACUGGAUGGCGUUGCUGCUCCUUCAUCGAUGCAUCGAGACCCUGCACCACACCAUCUUCCAGCCCGUGAUUGAGGACUUUCCCCACAUGUACCCCGACCUGCCGCCGAAUUUGCAAAUCAACUUGGCCAGGUACCAGCAACGGCGGGACUUUGCCUCGAGAAUAUGCCGGGCGCUGGACUUUGCGCUGUCGACGAGCGUUCAGCCCGACCUGCUGGCGGCGCCUCUCGCCGUGGCCUUGGAGUAUUACCGGGAAAUCAACGCGUCUUCGAGGGAUGGCGAGCUGGAGAUCAUGUGGUGCGAGAAUUUCAAGCUUCGGUUGAGGUCGAAGGGGCAAGACAUCGCCAAUGUCAUCCAGAGUCGAUCGUGGGCCGAAAUUGGAAGGGGUUGAACGGAGCCGGCUCCCAUUUCGUCUUUGCUGGGUAUGUAUGCACAUGGACGAUGGGCACGCAAGACGAACCUCGAAAACCCCCACACGGUGAUGAUAGGAUAGAUACGGUGGUUUUGGCGCAGGUGCAUUGCACUUCGGCAGCGGGUGGCUUGCGGUACACAUUUGAUGAGCUCCGCCUCUGCCCGCUCAAUCGUCAUGAUGGGAAUGAAUGAGUCUUGAAUUAAGUCCUGUUGAACAGGACAUUGUAGUCAAAGGCAGUUGGCAACACUGUAUGAUGUCUUGCUGUCGCAAAAGCUGCAUUGUAGAAUGCCGCAUACCGAGCCCAAAUGGUUAA